Molecule: messenger RNA, 1765 nt
Organism: Theobroma cacao (cacao)
Lineage: Eukaryota; Viridiplantae; Streptophyta; Magnoliopsida; Malvales; Malvaceae
Product: cytochrome P450 CYP73A100-like
Molecular function (GO): oxidoreductase activity, acting on paired donors, with incorporation or reduction of molecular oxygen; iron ion binding; heme binding
Source: RefSeq, a predicted model, not a curated record
UCCUCAGAGGUUUCCAUCUACAAACAUGGCUCGUCUUCUUUUCAGCAAAGCAACUCUUGGCACCACCCUCGCCCUGUUACUUAUCCUUGCACUAACCAAAAACUACUCUAAUUUCUCCACCCAAACCCUCCUUUCAGUCACCAUUGUCCCAGUACUUGCUACCAUCUACUUUUUGCUGCACACCAUUUCCACGUCUUCCGCUGCCCUCCCUCCAGGUCCUCUCUCUAUUCCAAUAUUUGGGAAUUGGCUCCAAGUUGGUAAUGACCUAAACCACCGCCUUCUAGCUUCCAUGGCACAAACGUACGGCCCGGUGUUCCUCCUAAAACUUGGCUCAAAGAACCUGGCGGUGGUCUCAGAGCCUGAGCUCGCCACCCAGGUGCUGCACACACAAGGCGUCGAAUUCGGGUCGAGGCCGCGCAACGUAGUUUUCGAUAUUUUCACAGGCAAUGGACAGGACAUGGUGUUCACAGUUUACGGAGACCAUUGGCGCAAAAUGCGCAGAAUUAUGACUUUGCCGUUUUUCACAAACAAAGUGGUGCACCAUUACAGUAGCAUGUGGGAGGAAGAAAUGGAGCUGGUGGUUAGUGACCUGAAAAAGGAUGAGGAAUUGGUGAAGAGCAAAGGGAUGGUUAUCAGAAAACGUUUGCAGCUGAUGCUUUAUAAUAUCAUGUACAGGAUGAUGUUUGAUGCCAAGUUUGAGUCACAGGAAGACCCCUUAUUCAUUGAGGCAACGAGAUUCAAUUCGGAGAGGAGCCGCUUGGCUCAGAGUUUUGAGUACAAUUACGGCGACUUCAUUCCCUUGCUCAGACCAUUUCUAAGAGGGUACUUGAACAAGUGCAGGGAUUUGCAGCGCCGGAGGCUCGCCUUUUUCAACAACUAUUAUGUCGAGAAAAGAAGGGAAAUAAUGGCUGCUAAUGGGGAGAAGCACAAGAUCAGCUGCGCUAUUGAUCACAUCAUAGACGCUGAAAUGAAGGGAGAGAUUAGUGAAGAAAAUGUGCUCUACAUCGUGGAAAACAUCAAUGUUGCAGCGAUCGAAACCACUCUGUGGUCGAUGGAGUGGGCUAUAGCUGAGCUGGUGAACCAUCCUAACGUUCAGCACAAGAUUCGCCAAGAGAUCUCGCAAGUCCUGAAAGGAGAGGCAGUCACAGAAUCAAACCUCCACGAAUUGCCCUACCUGCAAGCCACCGUAAAGGAGACGCUAAGGCUACACACCUCGAUUCCAUUGUUGGUGCCCCACAUGAACCUUGAAGAAGCAAAGCUUGGAGGCUUCACCAUUCCCAAAGAGUCCAAGGUGGUAGUCAAUGCCUGGUGGCUGGCCAACAAUCCCAAAUGGUGGAAACGUCCAGAGGAAUUCAGGCCAGAGCGAUUCUUAGAAGAAGAAUGUGGUACAGAUGCCGUUGCUGGCGGGAAGGUUGAUUUUAGGUACUUGCCAUUUGGAAUGGGCAGGCGUAGCUGCCCGGGAAUCAUACUCGCGCUACCAAUCCUGGGCCUUGUGAUUGCCAAACUGGUUACCAAUUUUGAGAUGAAAGCUCCCAUGGGAACAGACAAGAUUGAUGUGAGUGAAAAAGGAGGGCAAUUCAGUUUGCACAUUGCAAACCAUUCAACGGUUGCGUUCAGCCCUAUCGUGGUGUGAUCUGAUGGGAUCCCAUGUAUCAAGGGGAUCACAAGCAAUAAAGUUUUUCAUUUCCAUACUAUUUCACUGUAACUGUUGAGCCAUGCAAAGUUGCUGAAAGAAAAGGUUUACCAUAUUGCAUUUAUUUCUUCA